This is a messenger RNA of Engraulis encrasicolus (European anchovy), 3775 nucleotides long. It is a transcript of the gene crispld2, whose product is annotated as cysteine-rich secretory protein LCCL domain containing 2. The transcript has 15 exons. The record is from RefSeq and is a predicted model, not a curated record. NCBI's taxonomy places the organism in Eukaryota, Metazoa, Chordata, Actinopteri, Clupeiformes, Engraulidae. The coding region runs from base 352 to 1917 and encodes 521 amino acids. Gene Ontology annotation, cellular component: extracellular region.
UGCCGGUGCUUGUAUAUUUUUGCCAUUACCAACGCGCUCAGUUAUUUAGCUCAAAUUUGGAAAUUAAAUCUGGUGGCAAGGACACACUGACAGAGCACCGCUGGAAUUUUUUUUCGGAUAUCUGAUCGACCAUUGACCGGUUCAUAUCAGUUUCCUCAUUACAGCGAACGAGAGAAGGUGAAAUCCUUUAUCAGCAAAGCUGCACAGACAAACAGGCACCCAAGACGAAGACUUGGAAUCUCAUCUUCUGCCACCCAAACACACACACUCUCACACACGCUUCUCUGCUCAGACACACACACACACUCACUCACUCACUCACUCUCUCACUCACGCAUACACACUCCUGUGAUGAGCCACCCUGCGUCCAUGCUGUGGCUGCUCCCCUUCACCUUGCUGCUGGCCCUGGCUGCCAGGCAGUCUGCUGGCCUCUUCCUGCCCCAUUCCAAGGAGCUCCAGGCUCUGCUCAGCCGCUAUGCCAGCGAGAUGGAGAACAGCACCCUCAGCGGCGGCUCCGCUGACCCAGAGAACCCCAGCCACUCCCGGGUCCGCCGCGCCAUCCCCUGGUCCGACCGCGAGGAGAUCCUCAAGCUUCACAACAAGCUGCGCGGCGGAGUCUACCCGCAAGCCUCCAACAUGGAGUACAUGGUUUGGGAUGAGCAGCUGGAGCGUUCUGCCACUCACUGGGCCCACCAGUGCAUCUGGGACCACGGGCCCUCAGAUCUUCUCAUGUCCAUCGGACAGAACUUGGCAGUGCACUGGGGCAGAUAUCGUUCUCCAGCCUACCAUGUGCAGGCCUGGUAUGAUGAGGUGAAGGACUACACCUAUCCCUACCCUCACGAGUGCAACCCCUGGUGCCCCGACCGAUGCUCCGGACCCAUGUGCACCCACUACACCCAGCUGGUCUGGGCCACCACGAGCAGAGUGGGCUGCGCUGUACACACGUGCGCCCGGAUGAACGUGUGGGGAGAGAUCUGGGAGAACGCCGUCUACCUCGUCUGCAACUACUCCCCCAAGGGCAACUGGAUCGGGGAAGCCCCCUACCAGCAUGGGCGCCCUUGCUCCCAGUGCCCACCCAGCUACGGGGGAGGCUGCAGAGACAACCUCUGCUACAAGGGAGAAGGCCAGCGUCAUGAGACGGAGGACAUGAACGAGGUGGAGAGGCAGGUGCCCGUCCAGCCCCGCGUCACCACUCCCAAGCCCAAGCCCAAGCCCAGACCCACCCCUGCCAGGAGGCCUGUUGCCAAGCCCUCUACCCCCAGGACCACUACAGCCUUCCUGGCCCAGAAUGUGAAGUGUGAGACUAAGAUGAGGGACAAGUGCAGAGGAGCCACCUGCAAUCGGUACAAGUGUCCCGCUAACUGCAUGAACAAGAAGGGCAAGGUGUGGGGCACACUGUUUUACGACGUGCAAUCAAGCAUCUGCCGCGCAGCCAUGCACUAUGGGGUCAUAGACAACAAUGGGGGAGUGGUGGACGUUACGAGGAAGGACAGACUACCAUUCUUCGUCAAGUCAACAAAGAACGGCAUUGAGUCUUUCAGUAAAUACAAAGUUGGAAAUGCAUUUACUGUAGCAAGGGUAGAGAAGCAAUCAGUGGACUGCUAUGCUACGGUUGGGGAGCUUUGUCCGUACAAGAAGCCGCACACACACUGCCCAAGGGUGUACUGUCCCGCACACUGCAGGAACCAGCCGUCCUACUGGGCUCCGGUGGUUGGAAACAGCAUCUACACUGAUAAUUCCAGCAUCUGUCGAACUGCCAUCCAUGCUGGCGUGAUUAAGGAUGACGGAGGCUACGUGGACAUACUCUCCCUGGAGAGCAAGAAGAGCUACGUGGGAGCCCUUAAGAACAACAUCCAGUCAGAGAGUAAGAGCCAUCAUGACGGAGGCUCGUUCCGGGUAUUUGCCGUGAGGGAGUGAAAGCACGUGCCUAAGGUACACCUACCCAUCCCCUCCCGGAAAGAAAACCUCCGUUGAGGAAGAGGAAGAGAAGUGUCCAUGUUUUUUGGAUCCUCCUUAACGUCCGUCAUCAUCUGGAUUCAGUCCACACUUAGGGGAGGAAGGCUAUGGAAUCUUGUACAGGAUAAAUGGAUUCCCCUUCCUGGUCAAGUCAAAAGAGUGCACUUUUCUCUUUUUUCACAUUCGAAAUAAGAGAUUGGCCAACAUCACAGGAAGUGACCCAACAAGAACGGUCCCUAAAUCUGUCACCUGUAUUUUUUUCAUACUACAGAUGUUUAUAUUUCUAAAAGGUUUUAGUCUGGCAUACAGUUGAUACAAGAUUACUGUGUGUUUGCUAUUCACAUUUUAACAGCAGUGCUGGAUUUAUAAUAUGUUUAAAAAAAUGUCAGUUUAAAAAUCAAAUAUUUUUUGGCUUGUUUUUUAAAGUCAUUUUUAUAAAAUUAUUUUUGUUCACAUUAUGAAUUGAACUUGUAAAUCAAAUGAUGAUCACCAUACACAGGAUUGUAUAAUGAUCACUCUAUUUAAUCCUUUUGUACAGACUUUUUAUGAUUGUUUAAAAUAACUGCUAACUGCUAAGCGUUUAUAGCUUUAGCAUUCCAACUGUCUUCCUUUUUCUGUUUUCUUUGUUUUUUCCCCCAACUGUCUCAGCUCUAUAGUCGUUGGCAUUUCAUUUUUUGCUGUGUGAGAGAGUGAAUGGUGGUGUGAAUGGGUUUGUUUGGUCGGGUUCAGAAGUUUCUCCAUGAGAUUGUGUUGAGUAGGUGGUAAAAAAAAGAGGGGAAAAGAAGAGAAGUGGGUAAGGGGAGGUAAGGAGGGAGGGAUGGGGAAAUGGAGGGAGGGAACAGGGGCAUGCCUCCAAGGAAAAGAAACCUUUCCUGAACAACCCCUCCAUUCCGUCCAGAAUCAAUAGUGUGCAGACAUCUUGGUAAAGGUGCAUAAACAUUGUAACAGUGCUCCUACCCCUUUGAGGCUCUGCAAGUGCGUGUAUGGGCAGACAGCAUCCAGUGUGGUACUGACGCUGCUCUCUCAGACACCCGGCUAAUCAAGACGCAUUGUGCCAAACAUAUAAACCAAAUAUAAAUCUCGCCCAAGCAUGUAACACCCUGCCCCUGCUUACUCAGUGAAAUGCAAUCGUGUAGUAAUAAUAAUAGAAAUUCCUUAUUUCUCCCAACGGAUCAAGUGAAAAUGUAAAAAUCUUCCUUUAUAACAGACAGGAUCAUACAUCAAAACCAGAGUUUCUGUGUCAUGGGAGUAAUUGAGGUGAAAAUAGUCUGUGUUUCGGAAAAAUGAUUUGUAAUACUAGUCGGUUAGUCUUGAUCUGUAAACCUUGACUUUGAAGGAAGGUCACGCAAUGAUAACAUUGAUGCAGGAGGUAAGGAAAACAGUAUUUGAGCUUCACAGUAAGCUGAUUCAAACCUUUUCCUUGUCUCCUGUUUCCCUGUCCAUCAUUUAUGUCCUAAGGGCCACUUUUUUGGGGAAGGAAGCGAGCACAUGUUAACAUGUCCGUUCACAGGAGAGCAUGGCUCUGGUCCUUCUCUCCUAAUGGGCCUGCCUGGCCAUUUGAACUCUCCACACUGCUCCCUGUCUGCCUCUUUCUUUUCGUAUCGGCUACCUCAGUCCUGUCGCAGCAUUUAAAUAAAAAAAAAAACUUUUAUGUUGUUUGCUAAUAGGGGAUGUAUGGGUUUUUGUACAGUUAUGGAAAUUGUUUACUGUAAAUACUUUCUUGUUUUAUAAAAUGUCUGAUGUAAAGCUGUCUUUCUAUGGUGCGUUAUGGGGUAUCUAUGUCUGGUUUUAUACAGACAAAGGAGGGUUUUGUAUUUUU